ACAUUAAAAGCAGAUAAGAACAGAUGAGGUUUUGGAGACAUUUAAAGGGAAGGAGAAUUCAAAUAAAACGGUUACUGUUCUUGAGGUGACGUUAAAGGGCUAGUUCGUCGGAAGGACUAAUUGUAAACAGGAUGGUGUUCCGAUCGGAGCACAGGUAGAAAGGUGACGUGAAUCCACUGCUGAAUUCAAAUGGCUUUAAUUUGUCUUAUAUUCACCCAAAUCUUCCUUGAUGUGCAAAAUAUGAGGAAUUGUAACUCCACGGGGCAUAAGCCAUUAGCCAAUCUUCGUCUCAGCAUUCAGAAAUCAAGUGGGAAAAUGUCCGCGAGACCGGAGGAACUUUGUGGAGUGAAAGAGGAGCCCCCACGUCACCGACACUCGACUGUGUGCAAACUAAUGCACGCUAAGGUUCUUCUUCACAGACUAGAAGAUCUAUAUGUUAGCCAAGCCCAUUAUCCUGAGCACUCGGAGUCUGCAUGCAUCAAGGACGAGGAGGAAGAGUCGCCAUCCAUUAAGGAAGAAAAAGAGUUCGUACACAUCAAAGGUUUCAGAAAAUAUCUUGGUGCUAAGCGGCAGGAGGCAGCAUGUUCUAGCGUAAAAGAGGAUGUUGAGCUCCCCCAAAUCAAAGAGGAGGAGGAGCCAAAGCCCUGUCAACACAAGCAACUUCCAAUCAAAAAGGACGAGGAGGAGCUGCCAUAUGGGAAAAAGGAGGAAGAGGAGGAGCAUAUCACCAGGUCUACUGGUGAUCCCUUGAAGAGUGAAGAUGGUCUAAGUGAGGCCGGCAGAGGGGCGGAGCCUCCAGGUGGCAGCAGCUCAACAGAAGGAUUGCAAGCAGACAUUUUCACCGCUCCAUCAGACAGAAAUGCCACCGCAUCACACUCACCUUACAAUGACGAUUGUCAUAAGAAAUCUCACCGUGACGACAAACUCUUCAAAUGCUCUCAGUGUGGGAAAACCUUUGCUAAUAAGUAUACUUGUCGGACGCAUAUGAGGAUCCACACUGGUGAAAAGCCUUUUGUCUGCUCAGUUUGUGGUCAAAGAUUCAUUCAAAAAAAUAGUUUGAAAAUACACUCAAGCACCCACACUGGUGAAAAACCUUUUUCCUGUUCAGUUUGUGGUCAAAGAUUCGCUCGAAAGCAAUACUUUAAAGUACACAUAAGAACCCACACUGGUGGCAAACCUUUUUCAUGCUCAGUUUGUGGUCAAAGAUUCUCUCAAAAGCAACACUUACAAAGUCACGAAAAAACCCACACUGGCGAAAAACCUUUUGCCUGCUCAGUUUGUGGUCAAAGAUUCUCUAAAAAGCAAAAUUUACAAAGUCAUGAAAAAACCCACACUGGCGAAAAACCUUUUGCCUGCUCAGUUUGCGGUCGAAGAUUCAUCCAAAAAAUUACCUUGAAAAUACAUACAAGAACCCACACUGGCGAAAAACCUUUUUCAUGCUCAGUUUGUGGUCAAAGAUUCUCUCAAAAGCAACACUUACAAAGUCAUGAAAAAACCCACACUGGCGAAAAACCUUUUGCCUGCUCAGUUUGCGGUCGAAGAUUCAUCCAAAAAAUUACCUUGAAAAUACAUACAAGAACCCACACUGGCGAAAAACCUUUUUCCUGCUCAGUUUGUGGUCAAGGAUUCAUUCGGAAGGAUCGGAUAAUGAGACACGUGUGUGUUAAUGUGAGGAGCAGAGGCCAAUGACUGUUUUGCCUGGCAUCCAUGCUGGCUUCAUCAGAUUUUUUUGCACAUAGGACUAUUGUAUUCCGUUGAGCUUCCUUUUAAAUCCUGUUGAGGAUUGGCACGUUUGGUGCCUUGCUUUGCCCAAUUGUUGUAUGAUGUACAUCCACCCUAUUGCCUAAACCUCAGCCGAUAGAACUCUCUCAAGUUUGUCAUGUUUGUGUGCUUUGUCAGGCGCAUUAGGAGCACUCAUUAUUUAAAGACUCCUGCCACCAUAUGCGAGUGUCGGACCAUUUCAUUAGUUUGUUUUACCUUACUUGUUUACUUUGUUUUUUUCCAUUUUUCUGGCCAUUGACGCCUUUCCCUUGGUUCUCCCACUGACUCCGUUCGCACUUCUUUUUGUUUGUAUUUUUUCUCGCGUGUUCUGCGUGCU
Corythoichthys intestinalis (scribbled pipefish) is the source of this 2098-nucleotide messenger RNA. RefSeq names its product gastrula zinc finger protein XlCGF57.1-like. Gene Ontology annotation, biological process: regulation of transcription by RNA polymerase II. The record is from RefSeq and is a predicted model, not a curated record. Gene Ontology annotation, molecular function: DNA-binding transcription factor activity; RNA polymerase II cis-regulatory region sequence-specific DNA binding. The transcript has 4 exons. Bases 190 to 1689 code for a protein of 499 amino acids. NCBI's taxonomy places the organism in Eukaryota, Metazoa, Chordata, Actinopteri, Syngnathiformes, Syngnathidae.